AUGACAUUCAAGUGCCCACUCCUUGAAACACUCAUAAUACUAUGUUCCAAGGAUGAUGUCGAAAUCGGGAAGACGAUAGCUACUAUGGUAGCACUUGGCAUCGGCUUGGAGAAAAUACAAGUAAUUUUUUAUGAGGAUAUUGAAAGAGCAGAGAGGUGGGGUGUGAGUCUGGAAGAGUUGAAGAAACAGGACGCCUUAGAUAAGAUGCUGAAGGAAAAUCGAGAAAAGGUAAAGGGUAGUAAUGCACGGAGUGAUAACAAUAACGAUGGAGACGAGAUGGAGGAUGAAGACUACUACAGCGAUGAAGAAGAGAUGGAUGACGAGGACAGUGAGAUGGAUGAUGAAGAUGACGACGACGAUAUGUAG
Molecule: messenger RNA, 366 nt
Organism: Miscanthus lutarioriparius
Lineage: Eukaryota; Viridiplantae; Streptophyta; Magnoliopsida; Poales; Poaceae
Source: the annotation of a GenBank genome assembly